This is a messenger RNA of Ostertagia ostertagi, 282 nucleotides long. The record is from the annotation of a GenBank genome assembly. Lineage: Eukaryota; Metazoa; Nematoda; Chromadorea; Rhabditida; Trichostrongylidae.
AUGGCCGGCUUGGAAUUCGCCUUUGAAUGCCUCAAAAAAUGCAUAUCUAUCGAGAAAGAUUCUGUUUGGCAUACGUCGAAAUCGGAUCCUAUAGCUGCGCUUUUGCUGGACCUGGAAAGCUCUGAAAAUGUUGCGGACGAACUAACUAAUCUGAAGAAGCAGCAAGAUUCGAAGGCUGGGCUUGUUUCCCUGAAACAUGUCUCAUUGUUGUCUUCUUCGUUCCAGUUCUUGAUUUUGACGUGUAUCUCUCCUUAUCUCGACAAAGCAUCAUUGAUUCAGGUG